AAAAGAGACCGUAGGGCUUGUUGGAACCCACAGGACUUCCCUCUCCUUUCUUCUCGUGACGGCCACAGUUCAACUCGUUAGCUUGUAGUACUAGUUGUGUCAACCGCAGUAUUCAAGAGCUUCAGUCAAGAGAAAUCUGACACGAUGCGUUCAUUGACACUCCUUGCCAUCCCUGCCGCCGUUCAGGCGCAGGGCUUUAGCACCACCAUGCUUCGUUUUGGCUGUUCUCAGGUCGUGAUAGACCGGAUCGACCCUCUGGUUGAGCCCGGCAGCAUCCCGUCGGCACACGUUCACCAAGUCGUCGGAGGAAACGCUUUCAACGCGAGCAUGCCUAAUACGGACAUUUCCAAGCUUGCCACUUGCACAACAUGCACGUUUGACCAGGACUUUUCCAACUACUGGACCGCCAACGUGUAUUUCAAGGCUCGCAACGGCACCUACAAGCGUGUGCCGCAGAUGGUGAACGACGCCAUUGGAGCUGCUAACGCGGGCAUCACCGUCUACUACACUGCUCCUGGGCCAAACACCGUGACUGCAUUCAAGCCGGGCUUCCGCAUGUUUUCGGGCGACGCCGCUCGUCGUACCUCGUCAGGGCUUGGACGCAACAUGCAAAGCUGCUUCCGCUGCUACACGGGCCCUAACUUUGGCGGCAACAUCUACUCGCCCUGCAUGGAUCCCCAGCGCGAUACCGAGACGUUCCCGAAGCAGCCGUGCCCCGGUGGUAUCCGGUCGAGUGUCAUCUUCCCCAUCUGCUGGGACGGCAAGAACCUGGAUACCCCCAACCACAAGGACCAUGUCGCCCACCCGGUCGAUGGCCCGGCCACGUUUGCCGUAGUCAACGGCAAGUGCCCGGCCAGCCACCCCGUCAAGAUUCCCCAGGUGCACUACGAGAUCGUCUGGGACACCACCAAGUUCAACAACAAGAACGAAUGGCCUGAGGAUGGCUCGCAGCCAUUUGUGCUCAGCAACGGCGACCCCACCGGCUACGGCCAACACGGCGACUAUGUCUUUGGCUGGAAGGACGACUCGCUGCAGCACGCCAUGGACAACAACUGCUUCGGCCCGACCUGCCGCGGCCUGACCACCCAGGGCUUCGACAAGGCCAACAAGUGCCAAGUCAAGACGGUUGUCAGAGAGGACACCGAGGGCUGGCUGCAACACCUGCCUGGCCAAGAGCAUAUGUCCCCUAUGUAAAUGGGUUAGAUUGGAAUGGUCAGAGCAGCGAGGAAGAUGACGGCCUGGUGGCUGGUGGUGGCCGAGAUAUUCGAAGAACCGGGAGGUGUUUGGUUUAUAAGGGUGUCUCUCGUUUGGCGCGCGCUUGUAAUCUCCUUGUAAGAGCUAAGACGCAGUCAAGUCCUACUUCAA
Canariomyces notabilis is the source of this 1365-nucleotide messenger RNA. RefSeq lists its product as uncharacterized. Lineage: Eukaryota; Fungi; Ascomycota; Sordariomycetes; Sordariales; Chaetomiaceae. The transcript is spliced from 8 exons. Bases 145 to 1194 code for a protein of 349 amino acids. The record is from RefSeq and is a predicted model, not a curated record.